AUGGCGUCAAUCCUCUUCUGGCUCCUCACAGCCACCACCGUCAUCACCCUCACCGUGCACCUCCUCCUCUUCCUCGCCCGCGCCCUUCACGCACCCGCCCUCGAAUUCUACGGCCGCUCAAUCGCCUCCUUCGCCGCCCUCUUCAUAUGCGCAACCUACGGCACCAUCGCCUCGGCAUGUCUCAACGUAGUCGGGUACGGCGGGCUCGGGCAAUGGACGACCGCGCGGAGCUUCAAGUGGAUCAUGCUGCUCUUCACAGGCGUGUGGUUUGAGAUUGAGGACGAGAAGGACUGGUUGAAUACUACAAGGCCGGCGGUUUUCGUGGGCAAUCACCAGACGGAGUUGGAUGUGUUGUUUUUGGGACAUAUGUUUCCUAAGUAUUGCAGUGUGACGGCGAAGAAGAGUUUGAAGUUUGUGCCGUUUUUGGGGUGGUUUAUGGCACUUAGCAAAACCGUCUUCAUCGAACGCUCUUCCCGCGAGCAGGCCGUCGCAGCCUUCGCCAAAGCCGCCGAGCAGAUGCACUCGGCCAAGCAAUCCGUCUACAUCUUCCCUGAAGGUACUCGCAGCUACUACGAUCACCCGGACAUGCUGCAAUUCAAGAAGGGCGCCUUCCAUCUGGCCAUUCAAGCUCAAGUGCCCAUCGUACCGAUUGUCGUUGCGAACUACUCGAAUGUGCUCAACAUCAAAAAGAAGCUAUUCAGGCCUGGUGUCAUUCCCGUCAAGGUGCUCGAGCCGAUUUCGACGAAGGGCAAUACCAAAGAGGAUGUUGAUGCUUUACUGGAAGAGACCAGGACGAAGAUGGUUCGGACGUUGAAGGAGAUUACUGUGAAAGCGCGAGCAGAUGGCAUUGCUCUGAAAGAGGAAGAAACCAGCGGCAAGAUGGCGAACGGGGUCAGCAGUGGUGUUGACACUGCAAAGGCGUGA
Zasmidium cellare ATCC 36951 is the source of this 924-nucleotide messenger RNA. RefSeq lists its product as uncharacterized. Gene Ontology annotation, cellular component: endoplasmic reticulum; membrane. Gene Ontology annotation, biological process: phosphatidic acid biosynthetic process. The transcript is spliced from 2 exons. The record is from RefSeq and is a predicted model, not a curated record. NCBI's taxonomy places the organism in Eukaryota, Fungi, Ascomycota, Dothideomycetes, Mycosphaerellales, Mycosphaerellaceae. Bases 1 to 924 code for a protein of 307 amino acids. Gene Ontology annotation, molecular function: 1-acylglycerol-3-phosphate O-acyltransferase activity.